AGUAAUUUAAAGGUGCUUCCAAGUUGUGAGAAUCAAGUUGGAUUUCAAGUUCUUAAUAGCUUCAUUUGCUUGGAAGUUUUGGAUCUCACUAAAUGCAUGUCUAUGGAAAGAUUGGACCUUUCAACUUUGAAGCUUUUAAGGAAAGCAAGUGUUAGGAAAUGCAAGAAUCUAGUCGAAAUUAGAGGCCUUGACAGCUUGGUAUACUUGGAGAGGUUGGAUAUCUCUGAGUGCACAUCCAUUAAGAGACUGGAUAUUGCAAAAUUGAAGUUUCUGAGAUAUUUUUGGGCUUCCAAAUGCAAGAAUUUAUCUAAAGUCCAAGGCCUUGAUGUCUUGGAGUGCUUGGAAUGGGUGGACAUCUCUGGGUGCACAUCGAUUGAAAUAUUACCAGACCUUUCAUGCUACAACACCCUGAAGUUUCUGAACAUCAACCACUGCGAGAAACUACGUGAUAUUCUGGCCCUGGAGAAAUUCUCAUCCUGCCAAUGGCUCUGCAUUGAUGGAUGCAAGUCCCUAGAGAAACUGCCAAACCUUUCAAAAUUUGAAGGUUUGAUAGAGUUGAUAGUGAAAGAUUGUCAUGAACUUCUGGAUAUGUCAGAGCUUAAAGAGUUGAGAUCAUUAGAAUUUAUAGAUAUGUCAAGAUGCAAGUCCAUUGAGCAUCUGCCAGAUAUGUCGAUGUGCAAGAACUUGAAAUGUUUGGUUGUAAGAGACUGCGAGAAACUUAUUGAGCUUAUGGGACUUGGAGACUUGGACACGCUGUGGCAAGUGGAUAUUUCUGGAUGCAAGUCACUGAAACAAAUACCAGAAUUAACUGGAGCACACAUCAUGCAGAAUUAUGGCGAACCUAUGUUUCAUCCCUUGUAUGGGACUAUCACUUUCAGCUGAUAUGCUGCACAUAGUUCUACUGCCAUGUCAAAGUUGAGAGAUUAAAAAGAAGUUCAAGGAACCAGGAGACUCCAAGAACAUAUGGAAAGCUAGCUGCCUUGUCGAAGAACAUUUUUCGACAUAGCCACUGGUAUUGUGUACCAGCUACGGGAAACCAUAUAUGGCAAGAAAAUAUCUUUCUAAGACACUAGAUGCUAUCAACUCGCGAUUCUCCAGUUGCUGACUUGCAAUUGGCAAAAGUGGCUCCAACCAUUCUGGAUUGAGAAAGAAGCAAUUAGAGUGGAACUGAAUAUUUUGCAUCCUCUGAUACGCGAAGAAGUGUGAGAAGUUCACUACAUAUCUGCAGAAAUUUUUGAGAGAUAUCAUUUCUGUCUGAAUGGACCAUUCCAAAUCUUGUAUUGACGUGAGGGGAAGACAAACAACUCAGGUAUGUUAUAAACUGCUUCUGAGGCUAUAAAUUACUAUUAACUCUAAUUGCCACCUGCAUAAGAAGACCGGUUUAUUAAAGAUCUCACGUUCCCAUGUGUCCAAACUUGUUCAGAAAGAUGUGCACUUUACCCUGUAAAGCAUAUGCUCCACUUUUAGUUCAUUUAUUAGAGAUCUUCUAUCUGUUCUGGCUUAUAAUUUUCUCAACAAGAAGAGAGAGUGUAAGCAAUGGUGCUGAUGCCAGCAAUUCAGGCGCCGUGGGAGCAUCCACUUGUCCAUUCAUCUCUCCAAGUGGUGUGGGAAAUGACUGCAACAAAGUGUUCUUGAGCUUUAGAGGCACAGAUGCUCACACAGGAUUCACAAAUCAACUCUACCAUUCGCAAACUUGUGGAUGUAGGCACUGUGCCAGCUCAUGUUCAGAGAUGAUAAAGACCUCCAAGUCGGCAAGGAGUCUGGGUCAGAGCUUCUCAGCGCAAUCAUGCAGUCUAAGAUCACGGUACCAAUUAUCUCUCCCAAUUAUACUUCCAAUAAAUGGUGUCUUUGUAAGCUCAUUCAAAUGAUGGAGCAGAGAAACAGAGGAAAGUCUUGCUGAUGUUUUACAAAGUCGAUCCCUCACAUGUGCGGUACCUGAAAGGGAGUUUUCGCAAGGCCUUCCGCUCACCCAAAAAGCAUUUUGAUGCGAAGGCUGUCAAGCCAGGGCAGCGAGCUCUCCGGCAGUGAGUUUCUUAUACAGAUGGGAAUAAGAAAAAAUCGCUAAUGGGUACCUUCGUUUCCGUUGAACCUUGCGUACUUUCUUUCAACAAGAUCUUACUGGGGGUAAAAGAAAGACAUUAUUUCGUUGCCAUAAUCAUCCUGAACUCUUGCCCGCAGAACCAGGACAACCUAUGUACAAAAAUUUGCUGUAUUCAUCCUUCGUCCAUAUUUUCACCCUAGGAAAGCGUGUGUGAUUUCUCUGUGAUUAUAUUUCUCGUUUUUGCGGUCAGCUUUGCAGACGCGACAGCAUUGAAAAGGAAAGCGCUGGGCAAGACAUCAAAUCAUCUCAUUGCUGAAUUGAGGAGUCUAUGAAAAGAUUGUAAGUACCCAACAUGAAUUCGUUACCAAAGAUAUACUUCCUUAAGCUAAAUGGGGCCCACACGGAAUGAAUAGGAAAGCAAUGGCCAAUUUAGGAAAUAAGGAAGGAAUGCCUCGUGUUGACGAGAACUCCGUUGGCGCAAAUGAUAAGGUACUUGGCUCCCUCAAGAGCAUUAUGUCGCGAGUUGGAUUAUUCGAGAUUGUUUCCUUUGGCCAUCCACAAGAGUCCCAAAACCGUGCAAUGCUAUGAUUACCGGUGUGGUGGAGAUAGGUAGCUUGCCAUAUAUUGGGAUAGAUUUCAUCAAUUCAUGGUCACUAAAUUUAGAAGAUACGCACAAUUUGAUUGGCGAACUUUGAUUUCGAUCGUUGCAUGCGCUGAACUUUAAGUGCUUUUCUUUUGCAAUCCAUGCACUUUGAUUGGAAACUA
Eucalyptus grandis is the source of this 2806-nucleotide messenger RNA. RefSeq names its product putative adenylate cyclase regulatory protein. The transcript has 2 exons. The record is from RefSeq and is a predicted model, not a curated record. Lineage: Eukaryota; Viridiplantae; Streptophyta; Magnoliopsida; Myrtales; Myrtaceae. The coding region runs from base 97 to 882 and encodes 261 amino acids.